CCGUAAACCCAAAAUCAAAAGCAUUCUCCUUCUCCAAAACAUCACCUGCUACUCUCCAUUGCGAUUACCUGCUACUCUGCAUUGCGAUUUCAACUACGAUUCCAUGAAUAUUGAGAAAAGAAGCAAAGCAAACAACGACAGACCACAAUCGAAGAAGAUGAAUCCAGAAAUAGAAUCUGAUGAAGACUUUGAAGGACCAAUAUCAAGUCUGAUAAAAAUUAAAAAGCAUAGAAAGAGAUUGGUGAUUCAAGAAAGUUCAGAAGAUGAUGAAUUUGUUAAACCACCCCAAAAAAAGAAAAAGCAUGAGAAGAAGGAAGAUAAAAAAAAAUCAAAGAUAGUCACAAAAAAACAUUCAAAGAAGGGGCAACAACCAAAAACAGAACACAGAGAGUUUUUCAAAUACAGCAAUGAAGCAAUACUGCUGCGAUGCCAACCUAACUCAUAUAUGGAUACUGUUAGAAGAUUUUCAAAGAAACAGAUAGAUGAUGUUAGGGAUAUGGGGUUUGGAGCUAUUCUUGAUAUCAACAUCAACCAUAUUUCGACAAGAUUGGCGAAUUGGCUAGUGAGAAACUUUGAUGAAAAGUUGGAUAAGCUAAACGUAGGACACCACCAAAUCAAAAUAACAUCGAACACAGUAUAUGAGGUAUUUGGAUUACCAAAAGGUCCAAAGAAGGUUGAAAUAAUAGCCGAUAAGAGGAAAGUCAAAAAGCAAGACAAAAUUGAAAAAAGUCAAGAACCAGGAAAUGCGGUCCGGGAUACAUUCAUCCGCCAGUGGGGACAAAACGCGAGAAAAUUACAAAGGCAACACUUGCAAAUGAUAGAUGUUUGCUCGGUGUAG
Messenger RNA from Helianthus annuus (common sunflower), 838 nucleotides. RefSeq lists its product as uncharacterized. The transcript has 3 exons. Lineage: Eukaryota; Viridiplantae; Streptophyta; Magnoliopsida; Asterales; Asteraceae. Bases 104 to 838 code for a protein of 244 amino acids. The record is from RefSeq and is a predicted model, not a curated record.